Molecule: messenger RNA, 1458 nt
Organism: Cryptomeria japonica (Japanese cedar)
Lineage: Eukaryota; Viridiplantae; Streptophyta; Pinopsida; Cupressales; Cupressaceae
Product: transcription factor bHLH35
Exons: 4
Coding region: 181-1209 (342 amino acids)
Biological process (GO): regulation of DNA-templated transcription
Cellular component (GO): nucleus
Molecular function (GO): protein dimerization activity; DNA-binding transcription factor activity; sequence-specific DNA binding
Source: RefSeq, a predicted model, not a curated record
AGGAUGCUUCAUCUCACCAAGCUCGAGCACACAUUUCUAGAAUUUUUUAAGCUUAUAAAGAUAAAAUCAGGAAGUAUGCAGACAAAGUAGCAACGGGAAAUUGUGGUGCUGUCAGAGGCUGAGAUCUUUUUCAGAUCAAGUACGUGAGAUCCCCGAGUGAUUUAUUUUCAGAACCAUUUAAUGGACGCAAACAAAUCAGGAGAUAAGGCCAGCAGAAAAAACAAUAACUCCUUGCUGGAUUGCAAUGGAAUAUUGCCAAUGGAAUCAAUGGAAGAUGAUGGACUUCUAUUAACAGAUCUCGACUAUGAGCUAGAUCACGGUUGGGGUAGCUUUUCAACCGGCAAUUUGUGGACUUCACACGACUUCUCUGCAGAGGCUUCGAUGUCAAGUCUUGAGGCCCUCACCAGCCAAAGCGCCUCUGAACUUGCUCAAUCACAGCAGGUUUUUCCGCCUUCUAACAAUACCUAUGUCUUCGGUUCGAAUCCCCAGCGGGGAAGAGAUAGUGGAGAUAUGGUCAAAGAUGGCUAUUUUUCUGAGGAAAUGGAGAAUUUGAACGAGGACGAUGAAGGUUCGGUUAGGUCAAGUCAGUCUGCUCGUUCUGCUGAAGGUAGGACUUUGAUCUCCGAGCGAAGGCGGCGUGGCAGGCUGAACGAAAGGCUCUAUGCUUUACGUGCUCUGGUUCCUAAAAUCACAAAGAUGGACAAGGCGUCGAUAGUAGGAGACGCCAUCAGCUAUGUGCAGGAUUUGCAGAAAGAAGUGGAGGACAUUCAGGCUGACAUCACACGGCUUGAAUCUGACAUCAUGGACAAAGAUUCUGUGUUUGGCGCCGGAAAUUUAGUGAUGACUGAUGCUGAUCUUCAGAUUCCCUCACACGAAAAGGGCAGCAUAAGUAGCUACGUGCACAAACCAGGCCGGAAAAUAAUUCUCGAAGUGGAUGUUUCAAAGGUUGAGGAGAGGACAUUUCAUAUACGCAUUUACUGCGAAAAAAGGUCGGGUGUUUUAAUUGAACUGACGAGAGCCCUUGAAUCUCUUCACCUCGAAUUUCAGAAUGUCAACCUUACAUCAUUUCACAGCCAGAUUAUCAAAACAGCCACUAUUAAGAUGAAUAAAUGUGACUCGGAGAUACAGAGUGAGACAGUGAAAAGAAUUAUUUUGGAAGCUGCAGCAAAACACGGUUUUGAAACAGCGGAAAACACAAGAAGUUCAUGAGCUUAAAAAUUCUCCCUCGAUUUGCUUCCGAUAGCUUACAAAAUAUAUCUUAAGUCGCCUGGAUAUUUUAAUCUCGAUGUUAAUCGAAACAAUAAUUAAAACUCACUGUGCACAUAAACUAGAUUGUCAAUAUGGAAGUCGACAGAUCAACAGGUCAAAUCCGUGUCAAUUGUUCACGCUGUUGUAAUAAUAUAUGUCGAGCUCAUUUACGCGACAACUGAGAAAGAAAAUAUUAAAAAUUCCUACAAA